AUGUCUGAGGUACGGCGGGCUCGUCACUUAGAGGGCGAACAGCAGAAUGAGUACGAGCAGGGUCGCAAGCAUGCCAUGGACCUCACCGAGGACAUCCGCAAAGAUCGUCCCGAGCCUCUUGAGGGGAUAAGACCAAUGCAGGCGGCUGAAGACGACACCGACUUCCCCAACCAGGAAGAGAUGGAGGCCAUGUUCGAAUCUGUCCGCAGGCUGCGGGACAAAUUGGACUUGGAAGCCGACUCAGUGGUCCGCCAAAAGACGGCACGACAAAUUACGGCGCAAGAAGAAAGAAAAGAAACAUCGAACAUGCAGGCAGAGGACGAACGCCGGCUCGAGGAGGAUUUCCUGCUCGCUCGCGCUCUAUCCGAGAUUGAGAACGAGAUGGAAGUAGCGUUAGAAUGGAACACCUCUCAACUUCCAACCAGACCACGACGCCGUUGCCGAGAACCCAAUCCGUUCCGGUGGUUCAAAAGGGCAUUGAGACUUGCGGUCAACCAUUUGCCGGCUCCGAGCUCUGAUAGGACUGGACACGCAAGCAGAACUCCAGGAAAAGAAAUGUCGCCAGCUGCGGACCUGGGCACCCUCUCAACGAGUUUGAAUAUGGCAAGAAACCUGCAAAGGACGUGGAGACAAGAAACUCACAAGCAUGAAGGCGUCACACGUCAUGCUCAAGAAGAAGCCGGCUCCAGGGAACGACGAACACGUCGAGGAGUGGAGCGUCACCGUCGUGAGGGAGGAAAGCCAAUUCAGGCAGAGCAAAUGGGACAAGAGGAGCCACGGAGGACGCGCCUGGCCAGCACGGCCAAGUGUAGCGCCUGUAUCGAGCUUCUCCCAACACACCAAAUGUGUCGAUUGGAGUGCGAGCACUACUACUGUCGGCCAUGUCUGGAGACAGCCAUCCAGACGGCAGUCAAGGAGAAGAGGGCCUUUCGAUGCUGCAGCAAGCAGGCCGAGCCCGAUGUUGUUGGCCGGUGGCUGCCCGCACGAAUGUACAACGCCUACACCGCCGUAGUCGAGGAACUGUCCACACCCGACCCGACAUACUGCCACAGCUGGCUGUGCUCGGCCUUCAUACCCACGGCACACUACGUCGGCGAUACAGCCCGGUGCCCGCGCUGCUCGAGCGUGACCUGUCGGCUGUGCAAGCAGAAGGCGCACGGCCGCGUCGUCUGCGAGCAGGACGCCGCGGGCCAGGCGCUGCUGGGCCUGAGCGAGACCCGGAAGUGGAUGCGCUGCCCGCACUGCAAGACCAUGGUCGAGCGCUACUCGGGCUGUCUCCAUAUGACCUGUCGGUGCGGCACCCAGUUUUGCUACAACUGCGGGAGGUAUCGGUGGCUGUGUCGAGGGUCGAGAUGUAUGCGACGGUGA
This is a messenger RNA of Fonsecaea erecta, 1368 nucleotides long. RefSeq lists its product as hypothetical. Gene Ontology annotation, molecular function: zinc ion binding; ubiquitin protein ligase activity; ubiquitin conjugating enzyme binding. The record is from RefSeq and is a predicted model, not a curated record. The coding region runs from base 1 to 1368 and encodes 455 amino acids. Gene Ontology annotation, cellular component: ubiquitin ligase complex; cytoplasm. The transcript has a single exon. NCBI's taxonomy places the organism in Eukaryota, Fungi, Ascomycota, Eurotiomycetes, Chaetothyriales, Herpotrichiellaceae. Gene Ontology annotation, biological process: protein polyubiquitination; positive regulation of proteasomal ubiquitin-dependent protein catabolic process; ubiquitin-dependent protein catabolic process.